AUGCCGGGUCAAAUCCAGCCCCGCACUUCCAAGGACUUGAAAGAUAAAGAAGAAGAGAACGAUCCACCAGCGAAGGCUGAUUCCAAGAAGAAGGCAAAGAAGGGAAUUCACCAGAGCUUGCUGUUGACACCUUCGCUACCUACCAAUCCUGAACUCGAUGUGUUUUGGUGGGUGUGCGGUGGGGCUCGUUGUUUUGAGUCGGUGCUUGCGGGUGGGAAGCGGGGGGUUGGCCCGGCUGCUGUAGACGGCCCAGGCCCUGAUUUGGAGGAGCUGUUAGACAGAGAGAUCGAAUCAGAAUCCAAACCAGCCAAGAAGAAAGGACGCCUAGGCAACGAAACCGUCAGCAGUGGCGUGGAGGCUGUGGGGACGCCACCAUCAAGUGAGCAGAAAUUACUCUUGACAUCCCAGGCCCUGAAGAAUCAUUUGAAUCUCAUGAUGAAGACUCCAGAAGAUUCGAAGACAUGUGUGACAACUCCACCCGCCCCAGUUCGUCACAAGCGUUGCUCCCAGGAAAUGUUGGCCUCGCCGCCAGAUCCUCCCGUGGUUUUGAAAACCAUCAACCACAUGCUGAAUAUCAUGACGGGCAACGACUUAGCAGCGUUUGCCGUGCCUGAAGAAUCCGUUUUGAAACCGGGCGUUGAUCUUCGAACUGCCAAGAUCACCCCAGUUGAGGUUGGGGACGAUGAAGGUGUUCAACACAAGGCGUUUCAUUACGCAUUCGAACGACUACACGUGAGGGGCCUCGCUGAAAGUAACUUCGACCACGGUGCUUGGAAGAGCGGGGAUCGUCUUGAGGCAAAACGCGACAGCUUUGAAGUCUACCUGAGCACAAAAGGCUCUGACUACUUUGAGGAAUUUGCUGAGUUGGUGGCUCACGACCGUAAUGAAGCCUUUGACCCUGAUCACCACCCUGCCGAAUGCAUGUCUGAGUGGAUGUCCAGCAAAGCUCUGAGAAACAGAGGGCUCUACGUGAAAACAAAGGCUUGGUUUGGCUUUCACGCUGCACUCAGAGAUCUGAUUGCUGAUUGGACAAUUCAGCUGGAGGCUUUGAGAGCGCUCAAUCAACGAGUGGAGAACGAUCAGUGCGAAGAUCUUCAUGUUGAGAGGGAUCGGGACAGGGAGGAAGAGGAGUUUGAUGGUGAUGUGGAAAGGCAGGAGCCUCGCACCAAGAGUGAACUCUAUGCCAUCUUCGGGAAGAAUGGACCAACUGCAAUGGUACUGGGGUUUAUGGAAGACCGCAAGCUGCAAAGCAUUGCGCGUAUUUUCGUUGAAAUUACAAGUCCACUGGAAAUGUCCUACUAUGAGACCCUCGAAGCUUUGAGCAAAGGGUGGAAUGAACAAUCUAGGUGGGUGAGCACAAGAGCCUCGGGCAGUUGGUACCAAGUAGUCAGUGGCAUAUUGGGUGUGUUGGAAACGUCCGUUUUCCAAGACAGGCUUCAUUUCACAAAACCGCUAAAGCCAGUGGCUUUGGAGGAGGGUGUGCCUGAGUGGGCACAGGGUGAGAUGGAGUUGCUGGAACUGGCAUUUGACUUUGCUGAAUGCUUGGCAGAAAACGUUCUGUGGAGCAAUGCUCGCUACUGGUGGAGCAUACCUGAAUUGCUGGCCACACUGUUACACUCCGAGCGGGGUGUGCGAAAAGCUGGAAUGCAGCAAAUGAAAACGAUAGUCGAGGCAGUUUUGGCAGCAGAGGCUCAUCAGUCAAGACAAAAGGAGUGGGCAGAGGUUCUUGCUGAUUUGGGCUGGCAGAAACAACAACUGCCACGAGAGGCUAUGGCCCUUCUUCUCCAAUGUGAGUUUGCACUGUCUGAUGUGAAGCUUCGAAAACUCAGCUCCAGACUGUUUGUUGGCUCACCGUCCACCAAGGACACACUGGAGAAUUGCUUUGCUUUUUUACACCGCAAGGCGGCAACCCACAGCACGAACGCCAAGAUGUCUGAUGCUUGCAAGUACACAUAUGCCAUUAUUUCACCUUACUCUGAAAGCGGCGGGGCACCCCAAGUACUUCCCAGUGCUCAGGAUUUCACUACGAAGCCAACAUUGCAAUCUGCAAGUGAGAUUUAUGAAUCCAAAUGGAGGAGUUCUGGGGUUCAGGCACAACAGCGGUCUGCAGCAGCAGCUGCUUAUUUGGUCGCUGAUGCUGCAAACAACUUCAGUCAUGUGGACGAUUGUUGGAUCGGUAGUCUCUUCGUUCCCGGAAAGGUCUACUUCAAUGCAAGUCUCGAUGUGUGCACGCUUUGCUUGGGGAACCGGAAGUGGACCACUGCUGGCUUCCCAUUGAAUCAAUCUGAAACGGAUCAGGAGUUUCUGAUCUUGGAGAAAGAGGUGAGAGAUAUUCCAGCCCAAACACUUGUUUGGAUGAUGAAUUGGAAAGUAUUUGAAUCAGACUGGGUGUUCCUUCCAGUUCGGCUUCUGGUUCGUGGGUUGUUGCCUGAGCCCAUCUUGAAUCUGGGUACAUGCUUUGCUUUUCACAUCAUGGAUCCUGGCGGGCAGCCUCUGCUAGAGUCUGCAGUUCGCUCUGGUUGUUGGAUCUCUUUGGCAAACCUUCAAUCUUUGUUUGCUGCAUUGGGUCUGAACAAACCUACCAGAGGAUCCGGAAAACGCUUGGCCAAUGGUAGCAAAAGCAUAUUGAAAGUAGACUGGGCAAGAAUGUUGGUUCAGCAUCUUUUCCCCGGUGAAGAAGAUGAAGCUGAGAUCAAAAGAAUGAUUGCCGGCAUCACGCAUCGGUCAACCAAAAACCUGUCCGAUGAUGAAACCAAAAUUCUUGACAUGGUGUCCGAAUUGGACGAGGAGAAUAGAAAUUGCCCUGAGUUCAAAAAGAUCGCAAAACUUGCAAAGCAGCAAUCUACAGAGAAAACAGAGACAAAAGCGCGAGCACAAGUGUUCGCAGAGAUUCGCGAGGAAGAAGAGGCCAGGAAAAAAGAGGAGGAAGAGGAGAAGCAGCGAAUUGAAGAAGAGAGACAGAAGGAGAGGGCUAAGAUAGAAAAAGCAGCCCUUGAAGCUUCUGAAAGAGAGCGUGCAAAGCCAUCUGCGGCAGCUUCUUCUGGCAGUGGAACCCGCAAACCAAGCACUACACCAAAAGCUUUGAAGGAUUUUCUCACCCAGGCUAUGCAGGAUGAUGGUAUUACUUUGAAUCGGGAACCGGGAUCCUAUGGUUACCGUGCAACUUACAGUCGUUCUGCACCAGGUCUGCAAAAGAAUUUUCAGAGAAAAUGGGGUACAUCGGCAAACCCCCGCGAAGAAGAUGCUUUGCUUACUGUCCUGGGAUUUAUUUAUGCACGAUGGAACGCGGACCACAAGUCCAGAGUGAACCUGCUGCUUGGCUUAUGCGGGGAGUUGCUGUUUUCUGUGAUGUUGGGCAUUACAUAG
Messenger RNA from Cladocopium goreaui, 3366 nucleotides. NCBI's taxonomy places the organism in Eukaryota, Dinophyceae, Suessiales, Symbiodiniaceae. The record is from the annotation of a GenBank genome assembly.